AUGGCAGAUUUAGAGAUUUUCAAGUUGAUGGCAUUGUGCUCGAUGAGGAUGCAAGUUACAAAAUCAAAAUACAUUGUGAAUGAGAAUUGUCCUCCAAUGGAGAUUAGGAACAAUAUGGGGGUUCGUGUGUAUAUGGAGACAAAAAAGGAGAAUAAAAACUUAGGAUCGUAUCCGUUACUUAUAAGUGUACGAGAUUUCAAUAUGGAAUUGACUAUUACAAAUGAGAACACAAGUGCAGGUUCGUCUGGGACAAUACAGUUACUUGAUAUGCCAGCCUCUCCCGUCAUAGAGGAAUAUCAAAGUGAAAUAAUAACUGAAGGUACACAAAGUGUUAUCGAAGAAGGACAAGUGUAUCAAGACAAGCAAACAAUUGCAACUGCAAUGAGGCACUAUUCUGUCAUGCACAAGUUCCAAUUCAGGGUUGAAAGAUCUAGCCACAGAAGCUACUGGCUUAUAUGCGUUGCAGAAAACUGUAAUUGGCACUUCAAGGCAACAUCAAUUAAUGAUUCUGCAAUGUUCAAGAUCAGAAGUUUCAACCGACAACACACAUGCACCUUAAUGGACGAUACAUUCAUACAGCGCAAACAUACUGCAGUUGUAGUUGGUAGCAUGGUCAUGCCAAAGUAUUGUGAUCCUAAGACAGUUUACACACCAAAGGACAUACAAACUGACAUGUUGUCCCAACACGGAGUGAACCUAAGCUACAUGCAAGCAUGUAGAGCAAAGGAAAAGGCUUUACAGUUAUUGAGAGGUCAUCCGGCUGACUCCUACAACAAAUUACCAAAAUAUUUUUAUAUUCCUGAGAAGACACCAGUAGUAGUGGUUGAUGGGACAUUCUUAAAGAUAGCCUACAGGGGGAUUAUGCUGACAACAAGCACAAUGGAUGCAGCAGGUACAAUAUUGCCUUUGGCAUAUGCUAUGGUUGAUUCGGAAAACGACGCAUCGUGGAAGUGUUUUUUUGAGCAAUUCAAGCAAUCAUAUGGUGAAAGAACUUCAAUGUGUGUUGUUUCAGAUAGGAAUGAGAGUAUCCUGAAGGCAACAUCAAUUGUCUAUCCGGGCGUGCCACACUACUCUUGCAUGUGCCAUAUUUGGACAAAUAUAAGGGCAAAGUUCAAGAAGGGUCAUCUACAAUUAAAUGAAUUGUACUUUGCUACAGCAGGGUCAUACACUCUGGAUGAAUUUAAUGAAAGGAUGUCGAAGAUUGAAGAGAUAGACCCGCGUGUUAAAUCAUACCUCUAUGAUAUUGGCUAUCAUAGAUGGUCAAGAGUACAUGCAACGGUGAAUAGAACUUGGACUAUGACAUUAAACAUUCCAGAGUCGUUGAAUGCUGUAACAAAAGAUGCAAGAGAGCUGCCAAUAUUUGACCUAUUAGAGUAUAUGAGGACACUUCUUGAACGUUGGACGAAAGAAAAGUUAUUGAAGGAAAAGGGUACUUUCACAUACUUUGGGUACAAAUUCAACAAAGAAUUGGAGAAAAACAGUACAUUAUCUCAGAAACUUAGGCGGUACAUUGAGUGUCUUGAAAGCAAGAAAUGUACUUGUGGCCAGUUCCAACUUGAUGAACUUCUAUGUGCGCAUGCUUUGGCAGCUUUAAUGCACAGGAAUGAAACUUAUGAAAACUAUUGCUCUCCGUAUUACACAAGGGAGAGCCUACUGGGUACAUAUGAAAUACCAGUAAAUCCCCUUCCUGAUGAAAGCAAAUGGAAUGUGACACCACAUAUAUCUGAUGAAGUAGUAAAUCCACCUACGGGAGAGAAAAAGCAGCCAGGAAGACCUCAAAAGGAAAGAUACAAAACAUAUGAUGAACUAAAGUCAAAGAAGUACAAGGUGUCAUGUGAAAACCGUGGAGGUGAAGGGCAUAACAAAAGAUCUUGCAAGAAUGCACACCCCAAAAAAAAUAUCAUGUAG
Molecule: messenger RNA, 1908 nt
Organism: Nicotiana attenuata
Lineage: Eukaryota; Viridiplantae; Streptophyta; Magnoliopsida; Solanales; Solanaceae
Exons: 7
Coding region: 1-1908 (635 amino acids)
Molecular function (GO): zinc ion binding
Source: RefSeq, a predicted model, not a curated record